This is a messenger RNA of Pseudovirgaria hyperparasitica, 670 nucleotides long. RefSeq lists its product as uncharacterized. NCBI's taxonomy places the organism in Eukaryota, Fungi, Ascomycota, Dothideomycetes, Acrospermales, Acrospermaceae. The transcript has a single exon. The record is from RefSeq and is a predicted model, not a curated record. Bases 202 to 603 code for a protein of 133 amino acids.
UCGCCCGACGCGCCACUCAAUCGCGUGCACAGUGCCGUGCGCAGGCGUUUGGGCAUCGAGGACGCCUAUGUGGCGUGGUUGAACACCGGCCAGAAGUGGAAGAAGGGCCUGGCGUGGGCACCAGGUCGCAACUAUCUGGAGCGUUGUCGCCGCAAGCGCACUGAGUAUUUCGAGAGCGAGGUCGAGAAGAAAUGAGAGGAAAUGGAAGGUCGCAGUGUGAAGCGAGAUGUGUUCGUCACACUCGUCAGUCAAAACACAAAAAGCUUGUUUAUGUUUUCUUCCUUGCUUCCUUUUGCGGCCAUUUGCUUUGCAGAAUUGAGUCUUCACCGACUUGGACUAUCGCGCAUGUUUAUUCACUUACUCACUGGCUUCAACGGCCUGGUGCGUCGAGACACUACGUCUCACAUACUCACUGGCUUAACACGGCCUGGUGCGUCGAGGGCAUCACAUACAUGUCUCCCCUGCGUUUUACUCUUUCAUAAUGCGGAUUUCGACAAUGAGAUCGACCCGAAAAGCGAGCGAAUGGAUUUGGAGGAAAAGGAACGAAAAUCAGGACAAAAAAGAAAUGGUGCUUUCAGGUUGAGUUUGUUCCGGAUGCGGUAAUCGUCACUUUGGCUUCACUAACACACUCGUUUGCUUGGCCUAGCUGGCUUUCUUUUGUUUAUGAAGA